Messenger RNA from Trichoderma citrinoviride, 642 nucleotides. RefSeq lists its product as hypothetical. The transcript has a single exon. Bases 1 to 642 code for a protein of 213 amino acids. NCBI's taxonomy places the organism in Eukaryota, Fungi, Ascomycota, Sordariomycetes, Hypocreales, Hypocreaceae. The record is from RefSeq and is a predicted model, not a curated record.
AUGAUAUCCAAAUGGUCAUCCAGCUGUCCAAAACAAAAAGCAACUCGAAUCCGAAACAACCAGCGGCGGCAUCGAGCCAAAGUCAAGGCUCACAUCUCCGACCUUGAAUCAGAACUGGCCGAGUCACGGAGACAAUUGGCUGCUGCGGAGCAUCGCAUCAAGGCGCUUACAGCCGAAGUUGAGCAGUUACAGAGCGAGGCAAGGAGGGAGCCUUGUUCUGCUCCUUUGACACCCGCCUACCAUCAUACAAGCACCCACGACCAUCAGCCGGUCUUAGAGCCACGCUGCUGCUGGAUGUCAGGUUCACAGAGACAGUUGGGCAAAUUAACCACACACGAUCAAGAUGUCAUGAUCAAUUCAUCACUCACCAACGGCACAGAAAGGGACAAUUUCAACCUCGCCCUAUCUUUCGUCGCCCAAUACAAGUCCCAAAAUCUCCCCCCUCCACAACCAGGCGAAUCGACAACAAGCUGCGCAGCUGCAUACAGCAUCAUUGCACAGCAAAACUUUAAGGGAUUCGGAUUGGACGAUAUCCACCAGUGGCUACAAUCGGGCUACAGACAGGCAAUCCGGUCAGAGGAUGGAUGCGCCGUGGCCAAUAGCCUUGUUCAUAGCCUCAUCAACCAUCUCAGCCCGGUAUAG